GGGGGCGGCCGGAGAGGCCGGGGCCAGGGUCCCCAGCCUGGGCCUGUGGCGGCCUUUUCACGGCCCUGGCAGGGUCCCCGGGGCCGGAGCGAGCAUUCUGGAGGUUUCUGCGUCGGGCUUGGUAGGAGACCCAGGCCCCGAGGCGGGACGGGGGAUGGGCCUCCAGGGCCUCCAGUUGUUCAGCAACGCAGUUCUGUCAGCCCUCCCCAGUUCUGCUAGCGCCCCAAAUUCUCUCAGCGCCCUGCCCUCCCAUCCCCGCCCGCCACUGCCUCCUCCAAUCCUGUCCUUGUCUCCAGAACUUCCAGACACUCUCGGGCUCGUCAAAGCCCCGAAUUCUGCCAGUGCCCCUCAGACCUCUCAGGGCCUCACAGGCCUUCCAGGACCCCUUAAUCCUUUCAGGGCACCCCCAGUCCUUCCGGACUCCCCAGCCAUGUCAGUUCCUGGUCUGCCCGCGCUCCCCAAUCCUGCCACGGUGCUCUCACACCCUGCAAAGCACCCCGGGUCUUCCUCAUUUGGGCAGUACCCCUAUUCCUGUUGCCCCCCACCCCCCACCGCCUAGUUAAGCCAGGGAUCGCUGAUUCUCAAUCUUAUUAGUGAAUCUCUAUCUUGCAAGAGUCCCUGAACCGAUCAGCACCCCUUAACCUGUGAAGGCUUCCAGUCCUGGUAUGGUCUCCCAUUCCUGCUAGGAACCCCAAUAGUAUGGGUCCCCCAAUCGUGUCAGGGUCCCUAUUUCCCUUCUCUUACUCAUCCUCCCACAGGCUCCAGGCUUGAGAGCUGAGCGCUGCACCCCCAUUCCUGACCCUAAAUGACUGAGACCUGCCGCUCAUCUCAGCUUCCUUCCUCUGGAACUGGAGCAGGUUUAGGGAGCUCCCAGGGCUGGGAGCCCUCAGCGGCCGUCCUGUCCAGUGCCCCCAUUCUGCAGGUGGCAAACAGGCCCCGAGUCGGCUUUGCCUACAGCUGACCUCACAGUAGAGCUGGGGGAGAAGACAGGUCUUUUUACUCCCAGACCCCACUACUCUCCUCGGGUUGUCAUUUUGCAGGGGAAUGGGGUUUCCGGAGUCACCAUGUGCUGGGGUUUUUGUCCAUACCCUGCGGAGGACCUGGGCAAGCCCCCGCUCCCAUCCCUUCGACGCUCUGUCCUUCAGGUUCCCGCACGAGGUUUGUGGUUUCCAGCACAGACCCGGCAGCCCUACGGGUGUGCGCUCAGAUCCCCGCGGCCUCUCUCACUUUGACGGAGUUGGCUCGUCUCUUGGUUUCCUCAUCCGUGAAAAUGGAGAUGAUAAUAAAAUCUACCUCUGUGGGAUUGUUCUGAGGAUGGGAUAAGAUCAUCACAGUGCCUGGCAUAGAGUAUGCACCCCUAAAUAUUGGUGUUUGGUUAGGGGCGCCUGGGUGGCUCAGUCGGUUGAGCGGCCGACUUCGGCUGUGGUCAUGAUCUCACCGUUCCUGGGUUCGAGCCCCCUGUCGGGCUCUGUGCUGACAGCUCAGAGCCCGGAACCUGCUUCGGAUUCUGUGUCUGUCUCUCUCUCUGCCCUCCUCUGCUCAUGCUCAGUCUCUCUCACAAAAAUCAAUAAACAUUUAAAAAAACUUUUUUUAUGCUUUCAGUGAUGGUUCUUUUUAACCUUUCAGGGCAGUUUCGUUAACGCACCUGUUGUGUGGAAGUCAGCACAGUAGUGCGUGAAGAAAUUCAAGAAUAGCUUUCACAAAUGAAAUUGAGAUUAUAAUACUUAAUAAUUGUAGCAGCUAACAUUUAUUAAGCCCUCUGGUUUUUUUUUUUUAAUAUUUCCUUACUUUGAGAGAGAGCACGUGAGCGUGGGAGGCGCAGAAGGUGAGAGAAUCACAAGCAGGCUCCACGCUCAGCACGGAGUCCCGACACGGGGCUCGAUCUCACAACCGUGAGAUCACGACCUGAGCUGCUCUCAAGAGUUGGAUGCUUAACUGACUGAGGCACCCAGGCUCCCCGAGCCCUUACUUUGCAUCCUGUGCAUUAGUGCUUGUUUGAUUCUGAGAAUUCCAUGAGCUGGAUCUCGUGAUUGUGCCCAUUGCACAGGUAACAGAACCGAGGCUGCGAAAGUGGAAUGACGCCCUGAGGAAUAGAAAAACCAGAAUUGAGCCAGAUUAAUGCACCUGUCCUUUCCUAACCCAGCUCUGUGCAUGUUCUAUGGACUCUGUCUUAGGAGAACAAAGAUUGAUUUGGAAUUCCGUUAUCAGUUAUGUAUCGUAUUAGUUGUGACCUUAGGGAGGUGUUGGUUGUUGGAGACAGAGUUACUCAUAUCACUAGUGACUCCUCAUCGAGUUAAUGUUGACUGAGCUGAGCUCAAAACAAUGUUCACGGGAGCCAAAUAUUGGCAUAAGAAUAUAUUACACACACAUAUAUACACAUAUCUAACACAUAUAUACCAGUAUAUGUUGUAUGUAUGUGUAUACACACACACACACACACACACACACACACACAGUUUGUCUUAUUUGGUGGAAAUACAUAACUUUGCAUAAAAACGGUGUUUUAAAUUGCUGAAAUGUCUUCGUUUGUAGUAAAAUAACUUCAGUGUUUAAGCCAAGCCUCAAAUUAAGAAAUUUUUAAUUUAGUAAAUGUUUAGUAGAUCGGUUAUGCUAUAUAUAGUAUGCCCCUUCCCUAUUUAGUAUUUCUUUUAUGUUGUCUCCAGUAUCCAGUCAUUCAGUAAAUAUUAUUAGGAACCUGUUAGUUGCCAGGCAUGAUCUAGAGACUUGGGAUAUGCCAGUGAGUAAAAGAGACAAAGAUCUCUGCCCACGGGGACUUGCAUUCCAGGGGGGGAGACAGACAAUAGCCCUAGUUAAUAAGUGAAUGUUACAUUAGAAGGUGGUAAAAAGAAAAAGCAGAACUGGGUAAAAGGAGCCAGGAGUACAGGUUCUAAUUGUUGGUUAGAAGUGAAGGGGAGGGGGCGCCUGGGUGGCUCAGUUGGCUAAGUGUCCCACUUUGGCCCAGAUGACAUGAUCUCAUGGCUCUUGAGUUCGAGCCCCACAUCAUGAUCUCACGGCUCCACAUGAGCCCGGUGUCAGGCUCUGUGCUGACAGCUCAGAGCCUAGAGCCUGUUUCGGAUUCUGUCUCCCUCUCUCUCUGCCCCUUCCCCGCUUGCACCCUGUGUCUCUCAAAAAUAAAUAAACAUUAAAAAAAAUGAAAAAAAAAAAAAAGAGAUGAAGGGGAGGUAAGAGAGAGCCAUGCAGUGAUCCAGCAGGGGGGAGCAUUCUAGGCAGAGGGAGGAGCAGUGCAAAGGUCCUGAGGUGGCCGGUGUGAUAGCAGCGUGGGAGGCAGAGUAAGGGGAGAACCUUGGCAUGCCCCCUGAGGGAGAUGGGGCUUCUGUGCUCUGACUUCGGUUUUAAAUCCUGACGUCUGAACGUGCUGAUUUUCAAGACAUAAUCCUAACAGUAUCAUUACUUCAACUUGAAAGUGAGGUGUUUGGUGGGCCAUUGGGUUAUUUUGAUGAAAUGUUAUUUCUGUGCACCUGUGUCUAUAGUCAUACGUAUUGUGUCCAUGAUGAGGGAAGAGUGUAAGCCUAUUUUCUUUUUUAGAUAUAAAGUCAUGAAGAACUGGGGUGUUAUAGGGGGACUUGCUGCUGCCCUUGCCGCAGGGAUCUAUGUGAUUUGGGGUCCCAUUACAGAAAGAAAGAAGCGUAGAAAAGUCUCGAGUUUGAGACGUGCUCCGUAAUGAAAAAGUUCACGUGGCUGUUCUCCUUAACAUGGUACUCGUGUUGUUCAGUGCCACAACUGACUCAUUGUGUGACGCGUUUGUGGGUUCACUGACCAGCAGCUAGUCACGAGUAAACGUUUCAAGUUAGUGUCUUUAAUACAAAAUUCUCUUUCCUUAAAAAAGUACCCCCUCUUGUAAAUGCUGCUCUCACUGUGUUGAUUAAAAGUCAGCAACAACAAGCAAACCAAAAAGGGGAUAGGUGGAACAAAAUGUUGAUCGUUGUUAAAUCUGGGGGUGGUUCCAAUUAGAGUCCGUUACGUAUCCUCUCUUCUUUUGUGCACAAAAGUUUGAGAACUUUGCAUUAAAGAAAAGUUUCUUAAAAAGGUUUCAGCAGAAGAGGGAAGUACGUCAGGUUUUGUUGAUCUCUUUGCAGAAAGACUGAUCACAGUUGCUAUGGUGGCGUCUUUCGAACUGAUUCUAAGAACAAGAUCAUUGUCCUGGGGAGCAACAAAAGAACAAUUGUUUUCUUCUGUUCUGAGAAACGUUGCUUUCUUAUCAAAGGAGGGAGAAAAGGGGCGAAAGAGAGAGAUGUUGUUACUAAGUGUUUUUGUACACUCAGCGUAAACCAAACUGUGCCAGACACCGUGGCGGCCUUCAGAUGUAACACGUGACGGGGGACCUCCUUCUGUCGCUUACAGUCUCCUGAAGGAGCCACACUAGGACCGGGCCUCGGCGCGGAUCGAAUGCCUGGCCCCCGAUGUCAGUGGGCACGGACUUUGUGAGAUUGGGAUUUUAAACUCCAGGCCACAGUGCAGAAACUCUGGCUCCCAAAUGGGAGAGAAAAAAAGAGACGGUCCCAUGUGAUGUGCUGUUGUCUUCUUCCCCCGACUUUUUCAGGGCUGGUGCCCGGGCUGGUCAACUUAGGGAACACCUGCUUCAUGAACUCCCUGCUGCAAGGCUUGUCUGCCUGCCCCGCUUUCAUCAAGUGGCUGGAAGAGUUUACCACCCAGUACACCAGGGAUCAGAAGGAGCCCCCCCCACACCAGUAUUUAUCCUUAACCUUGUUGCACCUCCUCAAAGCUUUGUCCUGCCAAGAAGUUACUGACGAUGAGGUCUUAGAUGCGAGCUGCUUGUUGGAUGUCUUAAGAAUGUACAGAUGGCAGAUCUCUUCAUUUGAAGAACAGGAUGCCCACGAGUUAUUCCACGUCAUUACCUCGUCCUUGGAAGAUGAGCGGGACCGGCAGCCCCGGGUCACACAUUUGUUUGAUGUGCACUCCCUGGAGCAGCAGCCAGAGAUAACUCCUAAACAAAUAACCUGCCGUACGAGAGGGUCACCUCACCCCACGUCCAAUCACUGGAAAUCCCAGCAUCCCUUCCAUGGAAGACUUACGAGCAACAUGGUCUGCAAACACUGUGAGCACCAGAGUCCCGUUCGAUUCGAUACCUUCGAUAGCCUUUCACUGAGUAUUCCAGCUGCCACAUGGGGGCAUCCACUGACCCUGGACCACUGCCUUCACCACUUUAUCUCAUCAGAAUCAGUGCGGGACGUCGUAUGUGACAACUGUACGCAGAUUGAAGCCAAAGGGACGUUGGAUGGGGAGAAGGUGGAACACCAGAGGACCACCUUUGUCAAGCAGCUGAAACUAGGGAAGCUCCCUCAGUGUCUGUGCAUCCACCUGCAGCGGCUGAGCUGGUCCAGCCACGGCACGCCCCUGAAGCGCCAUGAGCACGUGCAGUUCAAUGAGUUCCUGAUGAUGGACAUCUACAAGUACCACCUCCUGGGGCACAGACCCGGGCAGCACAGCCCUAAGCCCGGCGAGAGCGCGGGGCCCUCACUCGACCUGCAGGACGGGCCGGCCGCCCCCAGAUCAGUUUUGAAUCAGCCAGGGGGUCCGAAAACACAAAUUUUUAUGAAUGGCGCCUGCUCCCCAUCUUUAUUGCCUACCCUGCCAGCCCCAAUGCCCUUCCCCCUCCCAGUUGUUCCUGACUACAGUUCCUCCACGUACCUCUUCCGGCUGAUGGCGGUUGUCGUCCACCAUGGAGACAUGCACUCAGGACACUUCGUGACUUACCGACGGUCCCCACCUUCGGCCAAGAACCCUCUCUCCACCAGCAACCAGUGGCUGUGGAUCUCCGAUGACACCGUCCGCAAGGCGAGCCUGCAGGAGGUGCUGUCCUCCAGCGCUUACCUGCUGUUUUACGAGCGCGUCCUUUCCAAGAUGCAGCACCAGGGCCGGGAGUACAGGUCGGAGGAGUGACCACCCCGGCUCCGGAGCUAGAGCCGUGGCACUGUCCACACGGGCCGGGAACAAGGCAAAAUCAGACUGUGUGUGUGCACGCAAGAGGCCCCACUAGAGUCCUCAGCCUUCUGGUGUGUUCUAAGAGCAGGCUCCGUGCAGGAGCCAGUGGCCCCAGUUCAAACCGGAUCAGGCUCCCUGAAUGGUGCGCACCGGACGGUGUCCUUGUGCUGGGACAGCAUUCGUUCUGUCUAGAACGUCUUUUUACUCACCUGCUAAUUAAAAGAAAUCCAACUCUGGAAGCCACCUUUUUUAUAUUCGGCCACAUUAGGUGUUCUCAGAGGGGAGGUAGCUUUGUCUAAUCCUCCAAUUGGUUUCAGCCCCGAUCUUUUAUUUUUAAUAAGCAGGCCCAUGAAAAUCGUUCACGAGAAUUGGUGAAAUUGUUAAAGGCAACAAUUUAGAAGAAAAAGUGCCUUUCCCUUUCGAUCGCUUUUGUAGCACGUCCAUUUGGGAAAAUAUACGUUGUCCAAGAGUCCUAUAAAGAACUUUUGGAAAGCUCUGUUCCUUCCAAGUUUCUCAACGGAUAGCAACAGGACAGUUACGAGACACCUCAAGAACACCCACCUCCUCUUUCUGUGGGUCUUUUUUAAUCUUUGGAUUCUUUAUAUGUAGUAAAAGCGCACCUGCCAGAUCUGCCCCCAGGGGAAAUUCUUUCACUGCUCUGUUAGUAGUGAACUCCCGGGUCGCUCUUAACUCUCUGCUUACCGUGCCAGAGACAGGAUGACGGUACGUCCUAAAACUGCGCGAAUAGCCGGGACGGGGCCGCCUCCGUGCUGGCAUCUGCGCCUCCUCUGCUCUGGACAAAGCUCCGCUCCGGACGGUGGUUCCUAACUCCGUGGCUCAUGCAGAGCUCCUGAGGUUUACAGGUGGAGCUGGGGGCUGUGUAAAAGGACAGUCCUAGCCUUGGUUUGAGAGCUGGGUUCAGAAGGAAGGGCACCGACCGUGGGGCCGCAGUCUUUCUUUCUGAGCCUCCGUUUCCUCAUUUGUAAAGUGAACAGUUAAGACUCAGUGAGCAUCAAAACCCCAGCCUUUCCCACAAAAAAAAGAGAAAGUUUUCAAUUUUUAAAAACGUAUCAUUACAGUUGAUCAUCUAGUAUUGUCAUUUCAUUACAGGUCCGUACUCUAAAUUUAUUGGUUUCUAGUAGCCUGAUACAAAGACUGUAUUGAGCACUCUCUUCCCUCUUUGGAUAAGUCUCAUGAAUGCCUCUCAGGACCACAGGAAGUUUGAGGACACACAGUAGUAUCUAUGUUUUAGCUAGUUUUAUUUAAACAAAAAAAAAAGAUACCAAACUCAAAUGGACUCCUCAGAGUUAAGAUUUGGAAUCAGAGCUGUCUAAAAGGUCCCCCGAGGUAAGGCUGAGGACCAUGCUCCUUCUGGUGGGGGCAGGCUGGCAGACACUUCUAGACGAUGCCUGGGUGUUGGCUAAAAGCGGAAGUGGCCCAGGUGAUCACCAUCCCGCCUGGCCCGGCACUCACCCCCGAGGACUCCAGACUCACUACCGAUUGAAAAUACUGUGAAGGUUCUCCAGGCCACGGGCAUCAGGGAGAGAGGAACAGUUCGAAGCAUCUGAGGCCUUCACUGCUGACGCCCCUUCCUGAUUCCGUGGCAGGCCCUGGCUUUGACGCUGAACCCAGUCCACCUAUUUUGCCUGGGUCUGGUGGAACAAACCCCCAGUUAUGUGACCUGACGCGGCGUUGCAAAGUCGCAGCUUUCAGUCACUGCUCUCCUGCCACCGCUUACUCUUUGAAGCCUGCCACUAAAGAGACUCGCUGGGCACGAAAGGGGAUGAUCCUCUGAACGUUUAGCUGUCAGCAGAUCUUUGGUCAGAGGCCAGGGUGGGAGCCAAGGUUGUAAAUGUGAAUGAUAAUCUGUGCAGUCUCUUAACCUGACUUAAAGCUGACUUCCUCAUUUCAUAAAUUAUUAGGCAUUGAGUAGCAGCCACAUCAUCUUAUUUCUGGCUUUAAGUUAUUUACAGAGUGGCUUCUCUUGGCAAAAAACCGAAGUUAAACUAG
Molecule: messenger RNA, 7974 nt
Organism: Panthera uncia (snow leopard)
Lineage: Eukaryota; Metazoa; Chordata; Mammalia; Carnivora; Felidae
Gene: USP30
Product: ubiquitin specific peptidase 30
Exons: 12
Coding region: 4528-5922 (464 amino acids)
Biological process (GO): protein deubiquitination
Cellular component (GO): cytosol; nucleus
Molecular function (GO): cysteine-type endopeptidase activity; cysteine-type deubiquitinase activity
Source: RefSeq, a predicted model, not a curated record